Molecule: messenger RNA, 12731 nt
Organism: Rhincodon typus (whale shark)
Lineage: Eukaryota; Metazoa; Chordata; Chondrichthyes; Orectolobiformes; Rhincodontidae
Gene: med13a
Product: mediator complex subunit 13a
Exons: 31
Coding region: 199-6678 (2159 amino acids)
Biological process (GO): regulation of transcription by RNA polymerase II
Cellular component (GO): mediator complex
Molecular function (GO): transcription coregulator activity
Source: RefSeq, a predicted model, not a curated record
GACAGAUGCUUUCACCUCGUUCCCCUCUGAGAGGGAGAGAAAAGAAAAAUCAAAAGACAUUUUGCACAUUUAAAAAAACAGCUUUCAUGUGGGGAAAAUAUUUGAGGAAAUUUUCCUGAGAGGAGGACUUUUUUCCCUGUGUAUUUUUUUCCUUCUUUUCGAAGUGCGUGUUAAAUCUUCGACGAUGCAGGGAUCGUGAUGAUGAGUUCGUCUGGCUGCUGGGUGGCGAACGGGGCGAGUUUGGAGGAUUGCUAUUCCAAUCUCUUCUCUCUGGCUGACCUACCUGGAAUUAAAUGGCGACGUUAUUCAUGGAAGGGUCCUGCGGGGACACCGCUCGUCAUCCCGGUGGCUGAAGACGAUGCCGUUCUCUGCAGCUUCAGCCGCUGCUUAAAAGCUAAUGUACUUUGUGUGUGGCGCAGGGAUGUGAUGCCAGGCCACCGGGAGCUUUGGAUUUUCUGGUGGGGUGAAGUGCCAAAUUUUGCUGAUCUGAUCCACCAUGAACUCAAAGUGGAAGAAGAGGGAUUAUGGGAGCAGGGACUGUCAUAUGAGUGCCGCACACUGCUUUUUAAGGCCAUUCACAACUUACUGGAAAGGUGCUUGUUGAACAGAAACUUUGUGCGAAUUGGAAAGUGGUUUGUAAAGCCAUAUGAAAAAGAUGAGAAACCAGUGAACAAAAGUGAGCACUUGUCAUGUUCCUUUACAUUUUUCUUGCAUGGGGAUAGUAAAGUCUGUACCAGUGUUGAGAUAAACCAACAUCAACCAGUAUACCAUCUCAGUGAGCAACAUGUCACUGCAGCCCAGGGUUCCUCUAACCCCUUCCAAGUGAUCCUCAGCCCCUUUGGAUUAAAUGGUACCCUGACAGGCCAGUCUUUCAAACUAUCUGAUCCUCCCACCCUUAAACUGAUAGAAGAAUGGAAGCAGUUUUAUCCAAUUCAGACCAGCUCAAAGGAAACCACAGAUGACAAACAGGAAGAGGUAGACUGGGAUGAUGACUCAGUAGCAGCUGUAGAAGUCAUUGUUGCUGGUGUGCGAAUGGUGUACCCAGCUUGCUUUGUUUUGGUGCCUCAGCCUGAUGUUGCCACUGGCAUCUUAAGCAGCUCCACUGGGACGACGCAUUGCACAGCUGCAUACACAAGUGCUCACCAAGUGCCUCCCCCAAUAAGGGAUCCAGCCAUUUCCUCUGUGACCUUGACUCCACCCACAUCACCAGAAGAAACUGAAACAGCUGAAAUUCAGGCCACCCAGAAGUGGGUGAAGGUUCCUUCAAUGUGUGAGGUACUUAAUGUGGAAAAUUCAGGGCAUGGCGGAAAAAUUCCUAGAAAAUUAGCCAAUCAAGUGGUAGAGAAGGUGUGGCAGGAGUGCAAUCUGAACAAAACCCAGAAAAAACGGAAAUAUUCUAAUGUGAAUGGAUGUGAAGAUGAUUCAUCUGGCAAAGAGACAUCAUGGGAUUUUGUUGAAGCUACACAUAGGGUGAAUUGCAACUGUUCAAGGCAUAAGAAUAAAAGAGGCACUGGUGUCCAAGGACAGUCUCAGACUCCUGGUCCACAACAGUCAACAGCACUCAAGCAUAAAAUGAACGACAAGCAAGAAAAAGGGGAAAAACAACAGAAGCGACCACUAACUCCUUUUCAUCACCGUAAUUCAGUAUGUGAUGACGUUGCAAUGGAACCGGACUCAACUAAUCACAGACUUGGAAUUAGGCAACAGGACAACAGAGGAAGGUAUCCAAAUACAAGGCCUAAUGACCUUGUAAGCUCCACAAAGUCCUCACAGUUACACAUCCCAGAGCUACCUAACUCGCCACCACCGCCACCCCUCAGCCCUCAUCCAUGUGAGAGGGGUGAGGAUGUGGGUGAUGCAUUUAAAAAUCCAUUGACGCCUCAAAGUCAGCCAUUCUGCCAGAUACCUGCUCCAGAUCCACUACUACCAGGCAAAGUUGUUGAGGACAGGAUGGAGACAGUUCCCACCCAAGCUUUCUCGUUGGGUUUUUCAGAAGUGAUGGAGCCUACAACUUACAGUAGCAGUGUGUUGCAAUUUGAAGAUAAUGGGCCUGAUGUCACAUGGAAAUGUUAUCGACUGCCCACUUACAUGGAAUCUGAUUUUGUGCCACCACAGCUGCCAUUGGAUAAAUACAGAGAGGAGUAUACUGCAGUGAACAACCAAGAGCAUGCACUUUCUUCUGUUUCAGACUUGGUGGUACACUCAAAUAAGCCAUUGAAGAUUUCUGAAGAGCGGGUACAGGGCUACAUCCAGAGUAGAAACCAGUACUACAAGAGUGUUCGCACAGAGGCAGAUUCCAAGUCAGAAAUUGAUCCAUAUGCAUUUGAUGAUGGAGAUGAAGAGUUCAGCCUGCCUGAUAAGAAGGACAAGCAAGGCAACGAGAGAGAUCCUGGAAGGAAACAUUCACAAAAGGGAGACAAUGACAGUGUUGGCAUAUCCCAUUCAAUGUUGCCGGCAGAAGGAGAGGAUGCCAUGUCGAUAUUUAAUUCUGGAACAAAACCAGAUGGACAAAGAUCACCCACACACAGUCGGACUGCAUCCACGAGUCUUAUGAAUGAAGUCGAUCUGGUUGUUUCAUACAAAGAUCUUGACAAUCUGUUUGAUGAUGAAGAUGAACUUGGGCAGCCUGGUUCUCGAAGUGCACAUGUUGGAUCGGAUGAAAAAAUCGGCAACAGGGAUGCGAAGGCUGGGCCUUUUGACACGUUCCCUUGUAUAAGUUCUGCAGAUCUGCAGCAGAUGUUUCCCACGCCUCCAUCCUUGGAGCAGCAUGGCCCAGGCUACUCUCCAAUGAAUAUUAACUGCAAAGAGUUUGGAGGCCUGGAUAACACCGCAGGAAUGACUCUGGAUGGCCACCAUUUUACUGCGACAAGUCUGAAUCAUUUCAAAAUUGAAGUGGAAGAGGGAAUGGGGAGUCCUAAACCUUCAGAGAUUAAGGACUUUUCUUAUGUUUAUAAACCCGAGAAGUGCCAAGGUUACGUGGGGUGUACUAUGUUUGCACCACUGAAAAUCUUACCAAGCCAGUGUCUGCCUCCUGUAAAACUCCCAGAAGAAUAUCGUCCUUCGUGGACUGUGGGCAAGUUGGACCUGCUUCCUCCUGUACCUCCCAUGCCGUAUAUCCGUGACAUAAAUAUUCCGAGUGUUGGAAGUGGUAUGGAUCAGGAUUACAUACAGACCUGCACACCACAAACGCAUACCCCAUUUGGAGUGACGAACAGUGCUCCUCCAAGUAAUGGUGCUGGUGUUCUUCCAUCUCCUGCCACUCCACGCAUCUCUGCUCCAACUCCAAGGACACCAAGGACCCCACGCACUCCUCGUGGAUGUGGGGGUCCAGCCAGUGUUCAGGGCUCUGUGAAGUAUGAGAACUCUGAUUUAUAUUCACCUGCUUCCACACCUUCAACUUGUCGCCCACUGAAUUCAGUAGAACCUGCAACGGUGCAAUCCAUUCCUGAAGCGCACAGUCUUUAUGUGAACCUAAUCCUAUCUGAUUCCAUCAUGAAUCUCUUUAAAGAUUGCAGUUUUGACAGCUGCUGCAUCUGUGUCUGUAACAUGAACAUCAAAGGAGCUGAUGCUGGAUUGUACAUCCCAGACCCUACCAAAGAGUCUCAGAACCCAUGCACAUGCGGAUUCAGUGCUGUGAUGAACCGAAGGUUUGGAAACAACUCCGGGCUCUUUUUGGAAGAUGAAUUGGAUAUUAUUGGGCGAAACACAGACUGUAGCAGUGAGGCUGAAAAGCGAUUAGAGGACCUCAGGAACAUGUCUGUUGAGCAGGGGGAAGGAGGCACCAAGGAGACCGAAAAAGUGCCUGACGAGUUAAUAUUGCUACUUCAGGACCAGUGCACUAACCCCUUCUCCUCAUUGAAAUCAGUGGAUCCUUCAGUAGUGGCAAAAUUACAAACAGUGGGGCCGCCGGUACGUGUGGAGGAUAGAGACUACUACAGGGAAUGUUACAUUGCUUUGGAGCAGGGAUAUCAGUUUAUGGACAAUAUGUCGGGUGGGAAGCUUGAUGAAGCACUUGUGAAGAACUCUUGUUUACAUCAUUGGUCAAGAAGAAAUGCUGUGGAUGUCAGCAUGCUGUGUUCGCAAGAUCUCCUGCGCCUUCUUCUAUCCCUUCAGCCUGUUUUGCAAGAUGCCAUUCAGAAGAAACGAGCUGUUAGAUCAUGGGAGAGUAUCCAGCACGUGCAGGGGCCUCUCACUUGGCAGCAGUUCCACAAAUUGGCUGGUCGGGGAUCUUACGGUACAGACGAGUCUCCAGAGCCACUGCCUAUCCCGACGUUUAUGUUGGGUUAUGAAUGUGAUUUUGUGGUGUUAUCUCCAUUUGCAUUACCAUACUGGGAGAAGCUCCUUCUGGAGCCAUAUGGAUCGCAAAGAGAUAUUGGCUAUGUUGUGGUGUGCCCAGAAAAUGAAGCACUUUUAAAUGGAGCAAGAAGUUUCUUUCGCGAUCUCAGUGCAGUCUAUGAGUCCUGCAGACUUGGGCAGCACAGGCCCAUCUCGAAAUUGCUUCCUGAUGGGAUCAUGAAAGUUGGGACCAAAGCAGCCUUGAACAUUGCAGAGCAGCCGGUAAAUGAUUGGUUCUCUCAGCACUGUGUGAACGCUAGCAGUGAAGCAUUUUCCAAACUGAAACUUUACGCUCAAGUGUGCAGACAUGAUCUGGGUCCGUACCUUGCUGGUCAAACAUUGGACAGUUCAUUACUCUCGCAGCCUAACCCCGUUUCCUCUUGCAGUCGAUCCAGUACGUUACAAAUUCCUGCACAAGUUUCAGCUGGGGGUUCAUCUGCAUCUUCCACCUGUGCUCCUGUACCAUCAGGUACUUUAGCAAAUGCUGCCAUAACAGCCACAGUAGCCAGUAGUACUACUACAAAUGUAGCCUCAGUACCUGUGAACCUGGCCGGCGUAUCUUCUGCAGUAAAGCCGUCUUCCUCUUUUCCUCCAUUUGCACAUUUGAAUAAUUCCUCCAGUGUUGUUACUGCUCAGGGUUCAGCCUCCCAGCAGAGUAAUGGUAUCUCUGGUGAGUCAGCAGUUGGUGGAAUGGGACAACAACAUCAGGAACCUCCAGAGAGCACCAUGGAAAGGGAUAAAAUUGGGGUCCCAACGGAGGGGGAGUCUCAUGCCAUCAAUUAUCCACCAUCCAUCGUUGUGUACAUUGUGGAUCCUUUUACUUACAAUGCAGAGGAUGAAAGGUCGUCAUCUUCAAAUGUUUGGACACUUGGGCUAUUACGCUGCUACCUAGAGAUGAUUCAUUUCUUACCACAGAACGUCAAGAAUGCAAUAUCUGUGCAAAUUGUUCCAUGUCAGUAUCUGUUACAGCCUGUGAAAAAUGAUGAUCGGCAUCUGUACUCCCAGCACCUUAAAUCUUUGGCGUUUUCUGUGUUCACUCAAUGCCGGAGAUCAUUACCACCCUCCACCUAUGUAAAAGCACUGACUGGCUUUGGCCCAGGAUUGGCCUUAGACAGCACCUUAAAGAGUCCAGAUAGACCAGAGCAUUUGCGGAUUUACAGCCCGCCGUUUAUCUUGGCUCCAGUGAAGGAUAAGCAGACUGAGCUGGGAGAGACAUUUGGAGAGGCGAGCCAGAAAUACAAUGUUCUUUUUGUUGGCUAUUGCUUGUCACGUGAUCAGAGGUGGUUGCUUGGAACAUGUACGGAUCUCUAUGGAGAGAUGCUGGAAACCUGCAUCAUUAAUAUAGAUGUCCCAAACAGGGCUCGCAGGCGGAAAGGUUCACCCCGGAGAAUGGGUCUGCAAAAACUCUGGGAUUGGUGUUUGGGCAUCAUGCAGAUGACGUCACUACCCUGGAGGGUUGUUGUUGGGCGUCUGGGGAGGAUAGGACAUGGAGAAUUAAAAGACUGGAGUUGUUUGCUUGGUCGUCGCACUUUGCAGUCCCUUAGCCGGCACCUGAAGGACACUUGCAGAAUGUGUGGUAUUUCUGCAGCUGAUUCUCCAAGUAUCCUUAGUGCUUGUUUGGUUGCUAUGGAACCACAAGGAUCAUUUGUGAUAAUGCCUGAUUCUGUGUCUGUUGGAUCAGUGUUUGGUCGUGGCACAUCACUCAACAUGCAGACGUCGCAGCUGAGCACACCACAGGAUACAUCAUGCACUCACAUCCUGGUGUUUCCUACCUCUGCAAUGGUGCAGGUGCCAACUGGGAGCUAUGAAAUAAACGUUGAGGAAAUGGGAAUCUUUGAAUUACUGGACCCAGAUGAUGAUCUCAUAAUCAACUUGCCAGCAUCUCCAUCUACAUCUCCGGUACAUUCACCAGGCUCUCAUUACCCACAUGGUGGUGACACAGGCAAGGGUCAGUGCACCGACCGACAAGAAUCUCAUGAUGAAGUCACCAUUUUGCAGCAGCCCCUGGCACUGGGAUACUUUGUCUCGACAGCUAAGGCUGGGCCGCUUCCUGAUUGGUUUUGGUCAGCCUGCCCUCAAGCACAGAACCAAUGUCCACUUUUUCUCAAGGCCUCGUUGCACCUCCACGUGCCUUCAGUGCAUUCGGAUGAGUUGCUUCAUAGCAAGCACUCCCACCCACUUGAUUCAAACCAGACCUCUGAUGUGCUCAGGUUUGUUCUAGAACAAUACAAUGCUCUUUCUUGGCUGACCUGUGACCCUGCCACCCAGGACCGCCGCUCCUGCCUCCCUGUUCAUUUUGUGGUGCUGACGCAGCUGUACAACUUCAUCACAAGCAUGUUGUAAACCUCGCAAGAGAACUGAGGGAUUCAGGAAUACUCGAAAAAGGGAUAUCGUUUGAGAGGGUCAUCAAGAGCAGGAAUUGGUAGGAAGAGAAGCAUGCAUUACUCAUGGAGAACUGGAGGGAUUCUUGGAAUUGGGUCUGAAUGACCCCAGGAUGUCCCCCCCCCCCCCACCCCCAUUAAUUGCCUGGUGGGUUUUAAAGCCACAGGCAGUUUAUCCAAAAAUGCCUGCAUCUUAAUUUAUUGUAAGUUUUUAAAUGUUGUAUAAAUUGUCUUAUAUUUUGUAUUUUUUUUAAUUUUUCACGAAGGUCUAUACUGCCUUCAGGCUUUAAAGCAUUUGUUGUACUAAAAUAUCUAUAAUCGUCUUAAAAGUUUGCAGUAGGUUGCUAUAAAGUCGGGGAGGGAGAGCAGCAAAUAUCUAUUGGCUCAAUGUACAUUUUAGUAGGGGUGGGGUUAGUGUUAACCAUACAUUGUGUGUGGUAAAAAUGCAGCGAAGCUGUGGAUGCAGAGUACUUGUACAGUAAAUAUGUUCACUGUGUUUAUAUAACUGAAAAGUACAUCUUAUGGCAUUUCUUAUCAUGCAUUUGAAGCCAGCGCUAAAAUGGGAAGGGUUGGGGAGGGGUGGGGGGUUGGAAAUGGGACUGCAGAGGAGGGCUGCUCUGGUCAAGGUCAGUCCCAAUGACCUGCCUAUUUGUACAUAAAAGAAGUCAGUAACUUUAAUUUGUUACUACUGUAUAAAAAAGAAAAAUUGUGCAGAAUGGUAACUAAAUUUUGUAGCAGAAUUUUUUUCCAAAAUUGAAUCAAUGCAAUGCAGGUGUGUUGGUCUGUUGUAGUGUUAAGGUUUCUAGGCCCAGACUCUUACCAUUGUCCGAACUUAAUGAUGGCUUCAGUGAAUGGACCACUUUACAGAACCAGGCACCACAAUGCUGAGAAAGUCACAACAGUGUUCCUUCUCAGUUUUCUCACCCCUCUUGACUAUUUUCUAUUGUAAUUUCAUAAUUACCACACCUGAUGUCUUUUGCUAUAAAACUCCAUAGCUGUCUGACUUAUUAAAUGUUCUUUUCAUUGCUCAUUAAUCUCUCUGUACAGUUAUAGACCUCUAUUAACAUUGGAACAUUGAAAAUUGCUUCAGCACUCAAUUGUGGGUAACUUGUAUUAAGAUACAGGUCUUUGAGGAAGAGUAUUUUUUUUUUUUUUUUGAGAAGAGAAACUAGUAGAUUCUGAAGGUUUGCUUAUUAAAUCUAUCCUUGCAUCAUUUUAUUUCCCCCCAGCCCGUCAUGUUCCACUCUGAGCUUUACUGCACGGUGCCUUUUCUCUUAAUGGCCUAGUAUUUUCAAGUAUGCCUGAAGUAAAAUGUGUGUUUUGAUAAAAUGAUUCUCAGGUUCUAACUAAAUGGCAUAAGUAGUUAGAAGCUAAAGGGUGCAUUAUUUUAGAAAGUGAAAUUAUACCCAUCAGUUAAGAAACAUUCAUUUGCAAUAGGAUUUGGAAGAAAUAUCAAUAGAGUUGAAUCAUGACAUUUUAUUAUUAGUUCAUAUCCUCUUGUGGUGUUGCAGAUUUUGCAGUAAACCUGUUCAGAGAUAGUAUUACACACCUCUGGAGCAGGUGGGACUUGAAUCCAGGCUUCUAGGCUCAAUGGAGACACUACCAAGCGGUACAAGAGACCCCACCCCAUGCAUCAACACCAGUUGUAGGAUAGCAAAGACUAAUUGGGCAAGGUCAUGUAAAUUCACUCCUGAUUUUGAAGUCUCUCGGUCUGUAUUUUCAAAAUAUUGCUAUUAUGAGUUUGUCUAUCUACAUGAAACUGUCUGUUAAACCAUGCCGGGCUGUAAUUAUACCCUUUUGCCUGUGAUGGUAUAAUUCUUCUACUUUGAGAGAGAUUUGAUUGCAGCCUGACAAAUUUGCAUAGACAGUUUCCCUUCUAAAUAUGAAUGUAAGAUCAAAGUUCCUAGGAAGUGUGUGCAGAUGGAUUUCUAGUAUUGUCCUGUGUAUGUGAGUAUAACACCAGUAUUAUUGUGCAGUUAUCAUAACAAAAAGUACUAGAACUGCUAAUAGUAUUUAAGCCUUGACAAAAGUGAGACCGGACCAAUUUUGAAUUGAAAGUAUCUUAAAAGAAAUUCUUAAAAUCUCCUAAAUUUAGAAAUUUCCAGCAUCCAUGAACCUUCAUAUUAGAUCAUCUCUUCAAUGAUGGUUCCUUGCAAAAAUAUGCACAAGUUUCAUCUAAAAGAGGUCUUAAUCAAAUUUUCUAUAAUAUAAUAAUUUUAUAAGUACACUUGCAAAUAAAUAAAGUUUUCAGGGAGUGAUGGGUGCCUCAGAUCACUUGUCCAGUUGUUUUCAAUUUGAUAACUUCAGGAAAUUUUGCCAAAUUUCAUUGAAACCUGUUCAAAUUUGUUUUCUUGCAUUUUUUUCAGAAGACAGGCUUGAUGAGAGAACCUCUGUAAUAUCUGCAAAUAUUUUAUUACAGCAGUAACUCCUUAAAACCCUGAUCAGCUCUACUCUAUAAUGUUCACUCCUUUGGAAAAGAUAAGUUGUGCAAGAACACUAAAGCAAGAUCCAACACUGUAAGCCAUAUGUGUACUAACGUAAAGGCUUUAAUACAAAUGCUAAAUUUAGAAGCGCCUUAAUUGUUUAACUGUAUAUGUAAUUGCUAUUAAUUUGCUGAAAAUAUUUUUAGGGAGGAAGUCGAAAGCUUUUUUCAAGUAACAGAAAUUGCACUGAAUCUUAAAUACUAUUUAAAACAACUCAAAAUGGCUAAUACUGUCAUGAAAACAUUUGGGCUGUUUCUUGAACCGAAGGCACUUUUGUUAAAACUGUUGAACACCUGACUCCCAGCCUUGAACAAGGUCUUGAGUCAUCAGUUUCGUAAAUUUUCCUACAUCUUUUGCCUGAUUUGUGAAUUUUCUUGUUACUGGAUGAAGUCCCUUGCAGGAUCAAAUUAUUCACUUUUAAGUCUCUCCAAAGCCAGAUGAAAGCAUGAGUGAACCAGCUUGCAUCAUUUGUAAAAAUUGUUUAGUCUAUCAGCCCCUUGUGUUGGGGUGUGAUUUGUAGGAAAUUUGGAGCACACUUAGGUGUUUUCUUUUGCUAUAAGAGGGAGAUAAUAAAGAUGUUGGGGAUACUAAAACUAUAAUUGGACAUGUGCUGUAUUUUUGCUCCCACUGAAGUCCCAUCUACUGCAUUAUUCUUGAUGCAUUAAAUUGAAUACUUAUGAUUCAAAUGACCUUUAAAAUAUGUGGCACACUGGUUAGUAUUGCUGCCCCUCAGUUCCAGUCUUGGGUGUCUGUCUAUGGGAGUUUUCACCGUUCCCCUGUGUCUGCGUGGGUUUUCUCCGGUUUCUUCCCACAGUCCAAAAUGUGCAGGUUAGGUGGAUUGGCUAUGCUAAAUUGCCUCGUAGUGUAUGCAGGCUAGGUGAAUUAGCCAAGGGAAAUGUGGGGUAAAGGGGAUAUGGGUCUGGGUUGGGUGCUCUUUGGAGGGUCAGUGCAGACUAGAUGGACCGAAUAGCCUUUGUCUGCACUGUAGGGAUUCUAUGCCUCAUGCUGUUGUGGAAUUGUUAUUUUUUGGCUGGGGGAUGUCUAAUACAACUCAGCCAAUCUGAAAAUUUGCAAGUUGAAAGGACACUGCACUGGCUGUGUUUCUUUUUAGUUUACUCGCUCAUGGAAUGUGGCUGGACCAGCAUUUGUUGCCCAUCCCUGAUUUCCCUUCAGAAGGUGAGCUGCCUUUUUGAACCACUGCAGUCUAUUUGGUGUAGAUAGAUCCACAAUGCCAUUAGGGAGGGAGUUCCAUGUUUGUGGCCUGGCAACACUGCAUGAAUGGCAAUAUUCUUUCAAGUCAGAAUGGUGAGUAGCUUGGAAGGCUACAGCUGGUGGUGUUCCCAUGUAUCUGGUGCUCUUGGCCUUCCAGAUGGUGGUGGUUGAGAGUUUGAAAGGUGCUGUCUGUGGAACCUUGGUGAAUUUUUGCAGUGCAUCUUGUAGAUAGUACACUACUGCUACUGAACGUUGCUUGUGAAGGAAGUGAAUGCUUGUGGAAAUAGCUCCAAUAUUGGGAUAGCAGCUAUAGACUUAUCAGUGGUAAUCUCAUUUCUUAACUUUCCCUGUAGUUUAUUUGUACUUUAUCGAAAUCCCUGUUAAAUGCUGCAGGGUCAUUGUCUUCCAUAUUGUUGAAAUAUAGAGCAGAAUAUACACUAGUACCAUAAAUGUAUUUGUAACAGACAGUGUUUAGCUUUUUGUAAAACGUAUACAGUGGUUACCUAGUUCAUUUAAUCUGGAUAUUUAAGCACAAAAUUCCAGGAUUUUUGAAAAACUGCAGUAGCUGCACAUUUUAUUUCUAAAAGUAAUGUCAGAAAGCUAUUAGCAGAUUAAAUAAAAUUAUUUGGUGGUCUUUCUUCCCCAUCGUGCACCUGCCAACAUAUUUAUUUUCAAGUUUUAAGUCCCCAGUCCAUUAGUUGAGAAAGGGAAGUGGAUGCACAGUUGUUGAAGAACUAUUAAGAGGUGAGCGCUCUAUGUACUUUCACUUGUCAUGGGUUUCUUCACCUCAGGUAUUAUUAAGAAUUGGGUGUCUGCUAUUUCACAUUCAUGAAGAUGACUUCUACAGUAUGAUACUUUGAUACAUCUAUUGUAAACCCAGCGUCUGCAGUUUUGUUUAACCUCAUUACUGAUAUCCUGUGAUUAACACGUUUCCACUUAUCCUAUUAGUUUCAAUGUUUGCUUUGUAGUUUCCCAUGAUAUAAUUUUUAUUGUAAAACUUGCCUAAUUUUAAAAUUUAAAUUGUUGUAGCGCAACAAAAAAUUUGGCUUCUUUUGCUGUCAAAUUUCACUUUCCCUAGUUGUAUAAUUACUUUUGGAGACCAGUGCUGGCAGCUGAAUGGUGAAAUUUAUUUGCAUUAAUAUUUACAGUAAUUGCAAUUACCACUUAAUCUUCUUCUACACAUUGCCACCUAAAUAAUCAUUUAUCUGUAUUCAUUCUUGACAGCUAACCCCUAUGCAUGACCUUGUGGUUAAUAGUAGUUUUAAAUAACUAGGUGAUUAUAUAGAGGUCUUUUAUUCAUUCAUGGGGUGUGGGUGUUACAUACUGUUGAGGUCCUGCCUUGAAUUGCUGCAAUACUUGAUGUGUAAGCAUAUCCACUGUGCUGUUGGGGAGGGAGUUUUAGUAUUUUUAACUGGGAUGGAAUGACAUUUAAUUUCCAAGCCAAGAUGGUGUUGGAGGGAAAUUUGCAACUGUUACUGCUCCCAUAGUUCUGUUGCCACGGUCCAAGUGGUAGAGGUCACAGGUUUGGAAGGUGCCGUUGAACUAGCCUUUGAGUUCUGUCAAAGUGCAGCUUUUCCACUGUUACCCACAAUUUAUUGCUAAAGGUAGCUUUUAAGUAUAGGGGAAGAGUCAUUUAAUUGGACUGUCCUAUAAUAUGAAUGUUAAUCAAAAAUGCCUGAAAACUGAUGCUUUUCCUGAGUUUCACAGCAUUUGGUCUUCCUAUCUGUAGCAUGUUUUUUUUUGAUUUCCUGGUCAUGUUGAUGCCAGGAUCUGAAAGUGGUCCAUUUCAUGUGCAAACACUAGUAAUCCCAGUACUUUAAUAAUGCAUUGCUUAAACAUUUUUGUCUUAUUUAAAUUUCAUAAUUUAAUCUUUUGUCAAAAUAUUUAUAGAUUGAGCUGAAAUUGCAGUAGAUUUAAAAAACUCCUUAAAUUUUAUUAAUUGUUGAAUUUUACAGAGUUGAUGCCUUGCUUAUUUUUUAAAAAAAAAAGAAAAAAUAUUGGGAGAACAUGCCAUGUUUUGCUGAACAGUUGGUUGCCUGUAACAACUGGGCAAGCAGUGAUGAGACCCCAGCUGUGGUGAGGAUGGGUCCACUUCUUUCCCCCCCUCUUUACGUGUCCUACUUUGGUAUAAAACAUCCUGCUUGUAAAGCUGCAGUUGUGGUUCAAGAGUCUUUCAACAAAUUAUGAACAAAUUUUAGUCUGGAGAUCGUGGCAAACACUAAAAGCUACAUACAGUCCAAAAAAAAAAUUAUGGUUGAAUUGUUAAAAAGGUUUAUACUUUUUAAACAUUUCCAGAUGAAAAUAAAUAAUUUAUUCAUAA